AUGAACCGUACACCACCGUAUAAGGUUUCUUUAAGGGCACAAGAUCUACGGGGUUUUGAACUUUUAAACAGUCUGUGCGCCGUGGAAAAGUAUGGCGAGUUAUUGUCGUAUUUGGAAGCCCAGCUGCGACGGGGCUGGCUGCUCGAUAAAUUGUUUGUGGUGCCACCUGCAGACGUCUUGAUUGUGUUGAUGACGCUCGCUGUGAUACCGCAUUCUGGAAACAGCGAGCGGGAGGUCAAAAUGGACCCCUGCAGCGUUAUAAAGACGUCCAUUAGUACCCGCAGCUUGAAAAUCCUGACCCAUUACGUCGACAUUUUGCACAGUUUCGAGCCAGAUGUUAUGUUAGACCACAGUGUCGAAUUACUGCGUUGCCAGUUUUUCAUCGUGUUGGACCAUUUUAAAAUUCCCAAAUCGCAUGCUUUGUCCGAGGGGUACAGGGACUCUCAAAAACGCAGGAAAACCAAUCCGAGUAUUCGUCUUGAAGACACCCCAUACUUUGGUACGAUCAAGGCCGCUAUUCCCGGCUAUAGCAACCCAUAUGGCACGUAUGUGAGCGUAUUAGAGCACUCACCUCUAGUUUUCAAAAAUAUAGUCCUAACAACGGUGUUGGCGCAUGAAGGUGAAUUUUGGAACAGUGUGACUUGGACACUUUUUUGCUCAAUAUCUGAAGAUCCACAUCUUUUCGAAAGAAGCAAAAAGUGGGUCCGAUUAUUUUGUCUGCUCUUUGAUUUGUUCGAGCUGCAAAGUGUUUAUUUCGAAGAGCUAAUCGUCCCAGGAAGUCAUUUGCUAUUCGAUCUUUUCCGCUCCCUAAGCUCAAGUGACACAUAUUCUGCGCUUUGCGACAUUCUUUUGCUGGGAUUUGAGUGCUUUACAGCUGGUGACGUCAAUGUCCAUGCAGUUUAUGGAAAGGAAAAAUAUACGCCUGCUACAUUUGUGCCUCGGACAGUCACCGACCAGUCUUCAAGAUUUGUGGAGUCUAUGGCCUUCCGUCACCGUCUGCUUCGCUCAUUCACCAGGUUGCUCGACUCAAGGGGUGCGGAAAUGCAGAGCACAUGUCAGGUUUUUUCAGAAGCUCGAUUCGUCACAACACUGUCAAGACAUCUCAGCCGGAUUAAGAAUCUUGAGCAUCUAAAGCAGUUCUUCUGCGUUGCAGAUUUAAGGUCCUUUUUUGCCAUUAUGCCUCACAUUGCACAAGCUACUCUCAACGAGUAUCUCGCUGACUUAGAGCAGCAUCGCCAAAUUUCUCUAGUUGAAAAUUUGGGCGGCGAUGACACAAUGAUAGACGACCUCAUCGAAUUAUUUGUACCAGGUUUCCCGUUUCUGGAUGAACAGACGGAUCAACCGCUUACAACCACCUACAUGCUGAUUGAAAAGUGCGAUAUAUGUCUGCUUGUAGUUUUGCGGUACUGGGAACAUGUUCAUAAAUCAAGUCGCAUAAGGACUAGGAAAGGUUUCCCACAUCUUUUAGAUACCAUCCGUCUUAAUGAUCAAAGAAGAAUAGAAACUACGAGAAUUAUGAACUGCGAUGAUAUAACAAUACCUCCGCUUUUGCCCAACUUUGAAAAGCUUUUUGGUCUAUGA
Lachancea lanzarotensis is the source of this 1581-nucleotide messenger RNA. It is a transcript of the gene NSE5, whose product is annotated as LALA0S09e00144g1_1. The transcript has a single exon. Bases 1 to 1581 code for a protein of 526 amino acids. NCBI's taxonomy places the organism in Eukaryota, Fungi, Ascomycota, Saccharomycetes, Saccharomycetales, Saccharomycetaceae. The record is from RefSeq and is a predicted model, not a curated record.